Messenger RNA from Arctia plantaginis, 2475 nucleotides. The record is from the annotation of a GenBank genome assembly. Lineage: Eukaryota; Metazoa; Arthropoda; Insecta; Lepidoptera; Erebidae.
AUGGAACCGCCUAAUGCCGGUACCAGUUCGCCUGGUCUGAUUGGGUCGGCGCCCUUGAUUCCGCCAGCUAUGCUGAGUGGCUUGCCACCGCCGAUGCCUCCAACAGUGGGCAUGCCUCCUGUACCCGGCAUGCCACCGAACAUGACAGGUUUGCCACCUCCGAUGGCAUAUCCACCAAUUAUAUCGCCAUUUUCCAUGCCACCACCAGGAUUUCCAGCUUUUAAGCCUGAUUUAACUGCUCCAGCCCCAGAUAUAGCUCCUAUGGCCAAUCAGAGUAGUCCUUGGUCUGAACACAAGGCCCCUGAUGGUAGAACAUAUUACUAUAAUUCUGUUACUAAACAAAGUCUUUGGGAAAAGCCAGAUGACUUAAAAACGCCUGCAGAGAAACUUCUGUCAGCUUGUGUUUGGAAAGAAUAUACUACAGAUGCUGGACGACUGUACUUUCAUAAUAUAGAAACUAAAGAAUCAAGUUGGAUCAUACCUAAAGAACUCCAAGACAUCAAGGAUAAAAUAGCUGCAGAAGAAGUUGCUCAGGCGGCGCUCAGUGCUGAACUGCCUCCCAGUGAAGUACCUUUACCAGCCUCACCAUCAGUAGCAGCUUCUGGCAGUUCAGCUCUAGAUGAGGCAAUGGCUAAAACCUUAGCAGCUAUUGAUCCAUCUCUUGCUAACUCCAUACCCAUACCAGAAGAAAGUAAACCAGAAGAAAUAGCAUUGCCACCCCCAACCAACAACACUGAACAGUCAGAGCAGACACCAGAACUACAGUAUAAAGAUAAGAAAGAAGCCAUUGAAGCAUUUAAGGAACUUUUGAAAGAUAGAAAUGUACCAUCAAAUGCAUCAUGGGAGCAAUGUGUCAAGAUAAUAUCCAAAGAUCCGCGCUAUGCAACAUUCAAGAAGCUCAAUGAGAAGAAACAAGCCUUUAAUGCGUACAAAACUCAAAAGUUGAAAGAUGAGAGAGAGGAGCAGAGAUUGAAAACAAAAAAGAAUCGCGAGAACUUAGAAGAGUUUUUGUUAGGUUGUGAUCGUGUAACAUCUUUAACGAAGUAUUACAAGUGUGAAGAAAUGUUCAAUAAUUUAGAGAUAUGGCGAUGUGUGCCUGAAUCCGACCGCAGAGAUAUUUUCGAGGAUUGUAUAUUUGCCAUUACGAAGCGGGAGAAGGAAGAGGCGAAGGCACUAAAAAAACGUAAUAUGAAGAUGUUAGCGCAGGUUUUGGAGAAUAUGAGCGAAAUAACAUACAGCAGCACUUGGAGUGAGGCGCAAGUGUUGCUGUUGGAGAACUCUGCAUUCAAAAAUGAUGUCAGCCUUCUCGGCAUGGACAAAGAGGAUGCACUUAUUGUGUUUGAGCAACAUAUAAGGAAUCUAGAAGCAGAAUAUUUGCAAGAGAGAGAACAAGUCAAAAAGAGGAAUAAAAGGCAACAAAGAAAAAAUAGAGACAACUUUUUAGUUUUACUGGAUAGUCUACACGAAGAAGGAAAAUUGACAUCAAUGUCUCUCUGGGUUGAAUUAUAUCCAGUUAUAUCAGCUGAUAUGCGAUUCUCAGCUAUGCUUGGACAAAGUGGCUCUACCCCGCUGGAUUUAUUCAAAUUCUAUGUUGAAAACCUGAAAGCGCGCUUCCAUGACGAAAAGAAAGUAAUUAAAGAAAUAUUAAGAGAGAAAGAAUUUGAAGUUAAACCCGACACCACGUUUGAAGAAUUUGCGACGGUUGUCUGUGAAGAUAGCAAAUCAGCUUCUUUGGAUGCAGGCAACGUCAAACUCACAUACAACUCGCUUCUUGAAAAGGCUGAAGCGAGAAACAAAGAAAAGAUUAAAGAAGAAUCGAAGGCCCAGAAGAAAAUAGAAAGCGCUUUCAAAUGGGCGCUGACCGAAGCUAACAUCGACCACCAGCUACCGUGGAGCGAGGUCAAGACGAAACUUGAUCUAGAUGCCCCGGAGUUUGCAGCUGUGCCCUAUGAAGAAGACCAAAUCAGAAUUUAUAAGGAUUUCCAACACGAACAAGAAGAGACCUGCUUGCAUUACCAUCAUCCCAAGGCGCGAAAAUCAAAGCGCUCCAAGAAGAAGAAGCGUUCCCACUCCGCCUCUUUGUCAAAGUCGCGAUCUCCGUCACCGAUGCCGGCAGUACGUUCUCCAUCUCCUGCGCCUAGCCAUGUAACGUGGACCUCUGACGAAGGAAAGAAGCACAAGAAAUCUAAAAAGAAGCAUCGUAAACAUUCGCCGCCACCUAAGUCACCAACGCCAGAAGAGGGUGGCAUUACAGACGACGAACAAGUGCGGCAUAAGAGCAAGAAGUCAAAGCGCAGUGCGCCCAGCAGCCCUGAGGACGAGCAGCAACUGGAGGUCUCGCACAAACCUAAGAAGAAGAAGGAUAAGAAGGACAAGAAAGAACGGUCGGGUAGCUCAGCGGUGUGGAGCGAUGCAGAGCUGGAGUCUCGACGCGCCGCGCUUCUGGCGCAGUUGCACGAGCACGAGGCGGACUGA